AUGUUUGCACUCUGUAUUCUUAGAUUGACCAGACAAGUUGGAAGUAGCGUUUUUCAGUGUUUGAACUUUGAUAUUGUUAUCGGCAGAUCACGUUCUUCGAUUUGCAGCUCAGACGGACUCGCCGUCGUCCGCCUAUCGGGUGGGAUCGGCCGGUGCUCGUACUGCGCACGGCGCAGCUGGUGGUCAUGGAUCUGCACGUUGCACGUCUCACAUUGUGCGUGUCCACACGCCGUCGUCUGUGGUGUGAACUCGAGAUGUGGCGGUGCCCUCGAGUCGUCGUGUAUAUACGUCCGUCUUUUCGGUCUUUACGGCGAUCAUCAGUUCUCGACCGAGCGUGUGUCGGAGCACUUCGUCUUGCGAGAGCAUCGUCUGCCACUCCGUGCGUACGAUUUCGCCGGUGUCGGGAAACCACGCGAUGGUGGCGGAGCCGGUGGCGGUGAACGUCUUGGCGGCGGUGGCGUGAUAGUCCACGAUGGCGGUGGUGGUUGUGAGGGAGAAGGAGAGGAAGAAGAAGAAGAAGAAGAAGAAGAAGAAGGAGAGGAAGAAGAAGAAGAAGAAGAAGAAGAAGAAGAAGAAGAAGAAGAAGAAGAAGAAGAAGAAGAAGAAGAAGAAGAAGAAGAAGAAGAAGAAGAAGAAGAAGAAGAAGAAGAGGGAGUAGUAGAGGCCGCUGUAGCAGCGCUACUAGCCGGUCCCCCUCCCCUACGGCUCCACGUCGCAGCUCGACACUUUUGUAGUGUUAGCGACGGUCUGAACGAUCUCGAGUGGUUCGAUUUGGGCGGGUGGACCGCCUUGUAAGAUCUGCCGUAACCGGACAUGGCUUCAGAAAGUCAUUCGUUUGGAGUCUUCUAGGAGUAUUGCUUGUAAGCGAGACAAAGAGAACAAACGUUAAAUGUUAUAUAUGAGAACGUUGAUAGUCUUACGUGCGGAGAGGAAUGACGAAGGAAGAGCGAGACCGACCGAGACCGACCUGUCGGACGUCACGUCUUCUUGUGCGCGCGUGUGCGUGUAUGUUGUGAGCGCGCGCGCGUGCGAGAGAGAGAGACAGUGUGUGUGUGUCGCCGAUUCGCUUCGUCUGGUCUGACGGUGUGCGUGUGUCUCUCUCGGAUGGCGUGAAUUACACGUGUCUGUGUGUGAGAGAGAGAGAAGACGUGUGUGUUAAGACUGAAGGCAAUAUAAUGUUAGCGAGUCCUAUUUGUGUUAUCACACUUAAACAAUAACGUAAUAAUUAAUUAAUUAAUUAUUAAUUAAAAUAUACAAGGCUGUGCGACUA
Messenger RNA from Corticium candelabrum, 1270 nucleotides. RefSeq names its product cyclic nucleotide-gated cation channel beta-1-like. Bases 1 to 795 code for a protein of 264 amino acids. Lineage: Eukaryota; Metazoa; Porifera; Homoscleromorpha; Homosclerophorida; Plakinidae. The transcript has 4 exons. The record is from RefSeq and is a predicted model, not a curated record.